CGGAGCGGCAAGAGCGGCCGCCGGGGAAACUGCGGCGGCAGCGGCGGCAGCAGCAGAGAUCCGCACCCCCGGACCGGCCCGCGAACUAACCCCGAGCAGGGCGUCCAUGGGGCGCCGCCUCCACCUGGCCCCGACCCCGACCGUGACCCCAGCCGGCGGCGCACGCCUGUCCUGACCUGGACUUGGAGUUUCUGCAGAGGAUCGCGUGUCCCGAAGAGGUGUUGGAGAGCACCAUGGGUGAGCAACUCCUUCCUCUGGCUUUGUAUUUGAGCAAUAUGCGGAAAGCUGUGAAGAUAAGAGAGAGAACUCCAGAAGAUAUUUUUAAACCUACCAAUGGAAUCAUUCACCAUUUUAAAUCCAUGCACCGGUACACGCUGGAAAUGUUCAGGACUUGCCAGUUUUGUCCACAGUUUCGGGAGAUCAUCCACAAUGCUCUCAUCGACAGAAACAUCCAGGCCUCCCUGGAAAGCCAGAAGAAGCUCAACUGGUGCCGAGAAGUCAGGAAGCUUGUGGCGCUGAAAACAAAUGGUGACGGAAACUGCCUCAUGCACGCUGCUUCCCAGUACAUGUGGGGUGUUCAGGACACAGACUUGGUCCUGAGGAAGGCGCUCUUCAGCACCCUCAAGGAGACGGACACCCGCAACUUUAAAUUCCGCUGGCAGCUGGAGUCUCUGAAGUCUCAGGAAUUCGUGGAAACGGGGCUUUGCUACGAUACCCGGAACUGGACUGAUGAAUGGGACAGCCUUGUCAAAAUGGCAUCCACGGACGUACCAGUGGCCCGCAGUGGACUUCAGUAUAAUUCACUGGAAGAAAUACACAUAUUCGUCCUUUGCAACAUCCUCAGAAGGCCGAUCAUUGUCAUUUCAGACAAAAUGUUGAGAAGUUUGGAAUCGGGUUCCAAUUUCGCUCCUUUGAAGGUGGGCGGAAUUUACUUGCCUCUCCAUUGGCCUGCCCAGGAAUGCUACAGAUACCCCAUCAUUCUCGGCUACGACAGCCAACACUUUGUACCCCUGGUGACCACGAAGGACAGUGGACCUGAAAUCCGAGCUGUUCCACUUGUUAACAGAGAGAGAGGAAGAUUCGAAGACUUAAAAGUUCACUUUUUGACAGAUCCUGAGAAUGAGAUGAAGGAAAAGCUCCUGAAAGAGUACCUGAUGGUGAUGGAAAUCCCUGUUCAAGGCUGGGACCACGGCACCACCCAUAUAAUUAACGCUGCAAAGUUGGAUGAAGCUAACUUACCCAAAGAAAUAAACCUGGUAGAUGAUUACUUUGAACUUGUCCAGCACGAGUACAAGAAGUGGCAGGAAAACAAUGAGCAGGGGCGGAGAGACACGCACCCCCAGAAUCCUUUGGAACCUUCCGUCCCCCAGCUUUCUCUCAUGGACAUCAAAUGCGAAACGCCCAACUGCCCUUUCUUCAUGUCCGUGAACACCCAGCCUUUGUGCCACGAGUGCUCGGAGAGGCGGCACAAGAAACAAACCAAAGCCCCAAAGCCCAACUCCAAGCCGGGCCCUGAGGCGCUGCCCCGCCUGGUGCUCGGGGCCUCCCGGGGGGAGGCCUGGAGCCCCGAGGAGCCCGCCGGGGGUCCCCACUCAGCCCCUCCGACAGCACCCAGCCUCUUCCUGUUCAGCGAGACCACGGCCAUGAAGUGUAGGAGCCCCGGCUGCCCUUUCACCCUCAACGUGCAGCACAAUGGCUUCUGCGAGCGAUGCCACAACGCCCGGCAGCUUCCCGCGGGCCACCCCUCGGACCCUGCGCAGCAUCUCGACCCCGGCAAGUGCCGAGCCUGCCUCCAGGACGUCACCAGGACGUUUAAUGGGAUCUGCAGUGCUUGCUUUAAAAGGACUACAGCCGAGCCCACCCCGAACCUCAGCUCGAGCAGCCCCCUCUCCUGCCACCAGCGCUCCAAGUCUGACCCCUCACAGCUCGCGCAGAGCCUCUCUCCGCAUGCCUGCCGCAGAGCCGGGCCCGAGGCUCCCUCUGGCCACCGCUCCUCGGCCGCACGGACUCCAGGGGACAGGACGGGGACAAGCAAGUGCAGGAAAGCGGGCUGCAUGUACUUUGGGACUCCAGAGAACAAAGGCUUCUGCACGCUGUGUUUCAUCGAGUACAGAGAAAAUAAACAUUUUGUCCCUGCCUCAGGGAAAGCCAGCCCCACGGCCUCCAGGUUCCAGAACACUGUCCCCUGCCUGGGCAGGGAGUGCGGUGCCCUUGGAAGCAGUGUGUUUGAAGGCUACUGUCAGAAGUGCUUCAUCGAAGCUCAGAGCCAGAGAUUUCGUGAAGCGAAAAGGACUGAAGAGCAGCUGAGGGCGAGCCAGCACAGAGACUUGCCCCGAGCCACCCAGAGCACCUCCUGGUCCAAGUGCACGCGGGCCACCUGCAGGAACAUGCUGGCCUGCUGCAACCAGGAGCUGUGCAUGGAGUGCCAGCACCUCGGCCAGCGCGUGGCUGCCAGCGCCCGGCGGCCCGAGCCCGUCCCUGAGGAGCCCCCCACGCAGCGCUGCCGGGCCCCCGCCUGUGAGCACUUCGGCAACGCCAAGUGCAAUGGCUACUGCAACGAGUGCUUUCAGUUCAAGCAGAUGUACGGCUAACCUGACCCAGGGGGCCAGCCCCGGCCCGGAGGGACCUGGAGCCUUAGCCCGCGUGGCGCUGUGCUCCCAGCGCCCCGGUGCCACCCGAGGGUCCGGCCCUGCACGGUGGGCCAGGGUGU
This is a messenger RNA of Globicephala melas (long-finned pilot whale), 2710 nucleotides long. RefSeq names its product TNF alpha induced protein 3 (gene TNFAIP3). Lineage: Eukaryota; Metazoa; Chordata; Mammalia; Artiodactyla; Delphinidae. Gene Ontology annotation, cellular component: cytoplasm; nucleus. Gene Ontology annotation, biological process: cytoskeleton organization; positive regulation of Wnt signaling pathway; protein deubiquitination involved in ubiquitin-dependent protein catabolic process. Gene Ontology annotation, molecular function: DNA binding; zinc ion binding; cysteine-type deubiquitinase activity. The record is from RefSeq and is a predicted model, not a curated record.